CGAAUUUGAAGACUGUUUCAUACGAUGGAUGGACACAGAACGGAGGCGAAGGAGACGGUGGUGCCGCCAGAGGUGACGGCUGAGUUGACGCAGAUUCUGUCAAAUCUUGUGUUGGGCGACAACCAGAUCCGUUCAAAUGCGGAAAAUGCAGUGAACGAGAGAUUGGCUACGUCGCCAGAACUGUACUUGCUAGCCUUGGCUCAGUUUGCCCAGUCUUCAGACAACGAGGUGAUGCGGUCCUUUGCGCUCGUUCUUCUGCGCCGCUUGCUCUUCCGCACACAACCCAACACGAGCAUGACGCUCUACGACCACCUCUCCUCGCACGCGCUCACGACGCUCGAGCGCCUCCUCCUGCGCAUCCUCAGCACCGAGCCCUCGCCCGUCGUGCGCCCCAAGGCCGUCGACACCAUCUGCGACCUCGCGAACAACUCGAUGGGGCGCGGCCGGCCGUGGCACGCGCUCCAGGCGCAGGCGUUCAGCAUGACGCAGAGCGAGGACGCGAACGCGCGCGAGGGCGCGUACCGCGUGCUGAACGGGUGCCCGAAUCUGAUCCUUGAUUUGGACAGCGCGACAGUGGUCGGGCUGUUGCAGAAGGGGCUGCAGGAUACGCAGUCUACCGAGGUCCGCCUCGCCGCCCUCCGCGCCUCAACAACGUACCUCUCCUCGUGCGAGCCGCACCAGCUCCCGCAGUGCCUCUCGCUCAUGUACCCCAUCCUCGACACGCUCCCCUCGCUCCCGAACGCGCAGCUCCCCAAGUUCCUGGGCAGCCUCACCCCGCUCGCGUCCUCGCACCCCUCGCUCUUCGCGCCGCACAUGCCCGCGCUGCUCACCUUCCUCGGCGCGCUGCUCGCGCCCACCGCCGACCCCGGCCCCACGCCGACCGUCGCGCGCCCGAACCCGAGCGCGUUCGCGUUCCCGCCGGACAAGGCGAAGGGCAAGGAGCCCGCGGAGCCGGACGUGGACGAGGAGCGCGAGGAGGUAAGGAAGGCGGCGCUCGAGCUGAUGAUCAGCCUGAGCGAGGCGCGCCCGGGGAUGGUGAAGCGCGUGAGUGGGUGGGUGCCGGUGAUCGUGCGGGGGUGUCUGGAGGGGAUGGGCGAGCUGCCGGAUGAUUCGCUGGAUAUGUGGUUAGACGCUGACCCGGAUGAUGACCCCACGGACGACACUUACCCCCAUAUCUACGAGCACAGUCUCGAUCGGCUGGCUAUCGCCCUGGGCGGUAAGGCGGUCCUGCCGCCCGCGUUCCAAUACAUCCCAGCCAUGCUCGCAAGCCACGACUGGAGACUCCGACACGCAGGCCUCAUGGCCAUCGCUGCCGUAGCGGAGGGUACAUACAAGAUGAUGCAAAAUGAGCUGGGCAAGGUCGUAGAACUGGUGGUCCCUAUGUUCAAGGACGAGCACCCGCGCGUGCGGUACGCAGCUUGCCAAUGCGUCGGACAGUUGUGUACGGACAUGGAAGAAGUCAUCCAAGAAAAGUACCACCAAGAGCUCUUCAACGCCCUCAUCCCCACGCUCGACGCCCCCGAGCCGCGCGUGCACGCCCACGCGGCUGCGGCGCUGAUCAACUUCUGCGAGGGCGUCGCGCGCGACACCCUGAUCCCGUACCUGGACCCGAUCGUGGAGCGCCUCCUGCGGCUACUGAACCCGAGCGGCGACAGCGGGCGCGUUGUCAAGCGGUACGUGCAGGAGCAGGCGAUCACGACGCUCGCCAUGGUCGCCGACGCCAGCGAGGCGACGUUCGCCAAGCAUUAUUCGUCGAUCAUGCCGCUGCUGCUCAAUGUCCUGCAGAAUGCGAGCGGGCCGGAGUACCAGAAGCUGCGCCUGAAGGCGAUGGAAUGCGCGGGGCUGAUCGCCAUCGCGGUGGGCCGUGACGUUUUCCGUCCUGAUUCCGCGCUCUUCAUCGAGCAGCUGAUGCGCAUCCAAAAUAGCCCCGUCGAGGCGGGCGACACUAUGCUGCCGCACUAUCUGAUUGCGACGUGGGCGAAGGUGUGCCAGGCGCUGGGCCCGGAGUUCGAGCCGUACCUCCCGGUGGUCAUGCCCGCUCUAUUGCAAGCUGCGAGCGCGAAGGCGGACGUCUCGAUCUAUGAAGACGAUGACGAGGAGCACGAGGAGAAAGAGGGCUGGGAGACGAUCUCGAUGGACGGCCAGCAGGUCGGGAUCAAGACGUCUGCCAUCGAAGAGAAGUGCCAGGCCUUCGAGACCCUGGUCAUCUACUGCUCGACCCUGCAGUCCAAGUUCGCGCCGUACCUGCCCCAGAGCUUGGAGCUCGUUCUUCCGUCGCUGCGGUUCUACUUCCAUGACGGCGUCCGCGAAGCGUCCGCCCUAUUGAUCCCGAUGCUCCUGGCGUGCGGUAAGAAUAGCGGGACCCUCACGCAUCAAAUGGUCGAAGCUUCCUUCACACAGCUCGUCAACUGCAUCGCGUCCGAGAAUGAUGCCUCGUUCCUCGCUUCUCUCUAUAGGUCCUUCACCGAUUCUCUGCGCGUCAUCGGCGGGUCAAGUAACCUGCCGUAUGAGAUACAAGCGCAUGCUGUCGAUGCGACGAAGCGUCAACUUCAAAUGCUGGCGGACAGACGUAAGAUGCGAGCAUCGAGGUCGCAGGCUGAGUUGGAGGACGAGCGCGAAGACAUCGCGCUGCUUGAAGAGAUGGAGGACUUCGCGUUGGAGGAUAUGGAAAAGAUGCUUGCAGCUUUCGAUAAGAACCACCCCCUCAUUGUCGCUAUCGCAAGUGUCAAGGACCUCGGGUUGCAUCUGGGUGAAUGGAGCGAGGGGGAGGGUGACGCGGAAGGUUGACACACCCAUAGAUUGCUUCUGUUGUUUUCGUUUCUUUGCGUUUGUAAAGAAUGUACAUAUACAUCUACAUCGACAUAUCACGUCCGGAGCAUCGGCGUGACAUUUACACUUCCCUCCACUUUGGCUUUCCAUCGGAAUCAAUCCAUCGCAGCCUGCUUAGUCUGUUUCC
This is a messenger RNA of Gloeophyllum trabeum ATCC 11539, 2956 nucleotides long. Its product is annotated as ARM repeat-containing protein. Gene Ontology annotation, molecular function: nuclear import signal receptor activity. Gene Ontology annotation, biological process: protein import into nucleus. NCBI's taxonomy places the organism in Eukaryota, Fungi, Basidiomycota, Agaricomycetes, Gloeophyllales, Gloeophyllaceae. Gene Ontology annotation, cellular component: cytoplasm; nucleus. The record is from RefSeq and is a predicted model, not a curated record. Bases 25 to 2787 code for a protein of 920 amino acids. The transcript has 15 exons.